Molecule: messenger RNA, 3584 nt
Organism: Oncorhynchus nerka (sockeye salmon)
Lineage: Eukaryota; Metazoa; Chordata; Actinopteri; Salmoniformes; Salmonidae
Gene: stard7
Product: StAR related lipid transfer domain containing 7
Exons: 8
Coding region: 478-1698 (406 amino acids)
Molecular function (GO): lipid binding
Source: RefSeq, a predicted model, not a curated record
CGUGGAAGGUAGGGAUCAGGUCGACUGACUGCGAUGUGCAAGUAAAACGUGAAAUUGGUGAGCUAGUAAUUUAACCGAAUUGCGCACAAUUAAAAGUAAUAGUGGUUUAUACAACUAUUCAAAAAACUGUACGUAAUCUGCCCGCUAUGCAAAGGUAAUCGGUUCCAUGGUAGAUAGUGCUUGGCUCGUGCAGCUUACGUUAGCUAGACAAACGUCAUAAGUUUACUAAGAGCAUGGGACCUUGGAUACUUUGUUAGGCCUGUAAAGGAACAACCUAGCUGUAUAACCAGCGAACGUUGGCACAAGCUGCAUAUUUGGCAGUGUGGUUUGCUUCUUAUAGUUAUGUAAAUUAUUCGUAGUUUGCCGUCAAUAUUGACAGUGUCAAAACGUGACAUUGUUGGUAACGAGUGUUCCAAUUCAACCACUUGCUUUAAUUAGCGGCCACUUCUAGUUGUUUAAACUUGCACAGCCGGCAGCAUGUUUCAGUCUAUACAACGGCGGCCUAUAGCGUUAUGUGAAAUCACUGUAUGUGCUGUUAGGUUUCAAAGCAGUAAUGCACUGGGACAUGGAAUUGGCAAGGGCAAAUCCGUAACCACCUCAUGGAUGGGACGACGCAUUGGCCUGUUGUUGUCAUGGCUCCAGAGAUCAGGGAUGGGCACGAGUGAAAAGGCGAGAUCUGACAAGAAGAAGCAAGGCCUGCUGUCAAUUUUUGCCAACCAUUGUAGCUUUGUGACCGGCCAGAGGCUUCGACGCGCUCAUCAGAUUGGAGAGCUCUACUCAAACCUGUACUCGGAGCGUACCAGGUGGACUCUGGUAGGAAGCAUAUGGCGUCGACUCCAGAGCAAGCACGCCUCCACGGGGAAGCUUAUGGCUGCACUGGCUGGUGUAUUUAUGUGGGAGGACGAGAAGGUUCGAGAUGACGAACUACACAGAUGUGGACUAGAGCUCCAAGCUUUGGAGAAGGUGAAGAAUCUGAGUGCAUCUUCAGAAAAGGAGAAGGCUGCAGGGCAGGUGGAGACCGGCUGGGAGGUUGUCAUGGAGAAGAAUAACUUCAAAGUGUGGAGGCGGCCCAUCGAGGGAAGCCACUUGUGGGAAUACAGAGUUUUGGGUUCUUACAACGAUGUCACCCCCAGACAGUUCUUCAAUGUUCAGUUGGACACUGAGUACAGGAAAAAGUGGGACGCUCUAGUUCUUAAGCUGGAGGUGGUGGACAGGGACGUCAACACAGGCUCAGAGGUUGUACACUGGGCCACGCAUUUCCCUUAUCCCAUGUACUCACGAGACUAUGUUUAUGUGCGUCGCUAUGAUGUUGAUGUGGAGAAUAAUCUGAUGGUCCUGAUCUCCAGAGCGGUUCAACAUCCUGGAGUCCCGGAAACUCAGGACUAUGUCAGAGUCCACUUAUACCAGUCCAAGAUGGUCAUCCGACCUCACAAGACCUUUGAUGAGAAUGGCUUUGACUACCUUCUGACCUACAGCGACGACCCUCAGACCGCCUUUCCCCGCUACUGUGUGAGCUGGAUGGUGUCUAGUGGUAUGCCUGACUUUCUGGAGAAACUACAUACUGCAGCCCUUAGGGCUAAGAACCUGGAGGUAGGGAUCUACGACUAUGCCAGUGUCAUAAAGUCCAAUGACACCAAGCACCAGCCCAGUCAGGACCGCCUUGGGGACAACACUCGCCCUGGGCAAAUCUACGCUUAAGGGACCAUGUCUUUUUAGCAGUGGUGGGGAGUUUGAUUUAACCUGCACCUGCUCCCAUACAACAACCCUCCAAACUCACAAGCUUUUGGACACAAGGGUGGAUGGGAUAUAAUGAAACAGGAAUAUACUUUUGUUGAAGAUAUUCAGUACUUGUUCCACAGACUGGUUAUUGAUAACAGAAUUGUAAUGAACAGCAUGGACUGUACCAACAAGCAGUUGAGCCCUUCGGAGAAAGGACUCCGCUUUUGCUGCCAGGAGGAUUUUCACUGGGACUUCCUGCCUUUGCUACACUUGUACUAGACAGCCAACAUCCUCAUGCCUCAUUUUGCUAACUAGCUGCUUCACCAAUUAGUGAGACAGCUAAAAAAAAUACUACCCCUAUAGAGAUGUUGCCAAAGCAUUUUCUCCCUCCAUCCACCUUGUCUACUAGUUUCUUCCAGCCACUUUGUUUGGAUCCCUUAUCUGGUCACAUCAGCACCUAAAUAUCUCACUGUAAAGGCUUCGCUACAUAAAUACAUACCUAUAGUUAUUUCAUACAACAGAGAAAGAAGAACAUCAAUAAUUAAACCCGCUGUGAUAUCAGGAACAUGAGGAACACGCUUUGGAGCUGAAUGUCCUGGCAUAUUGACUUCCACAGACAAGUGGAUUUAAGGGCUCUUGUGGUCUUUCACAUUUUGGGAUUUAUGUUUUGCUCUCUGCAGAACUGAGGUUCUACCCUUUCUUUGUCUGUCACGCCUUGUCUGUGUUAUAAACUGCCAGGUCACGACACUUCUAACAGCCUUCUGAAGUUUACCAGUCUUCCUGUCCACAAGGUGUCUUACGGUAACUGCAAAAGUCCUCAGUAACUGGUACAAAUACUUGGUGUUUUUUUAUUUCACUUGCAUUGCAGUUCUCGUCCAUGUUAAAAUGCCCUUAUCAAAAAAACAAUAUGUAAUAAAUAAAUAAAAAGCGUGUGUUUUCUUGUGCCACCAAACUAUCUGUAUUUCAAUUGAAUGGAUAUGACUGAAAUACUGUUUCUUACUGAGAACUAAGUUCAAAGUUAUGGAACAGACAUGAUUAAAACCGACUGCUUGCUAGAUUGCGCUACAGAGGAAUAUGUUUGUUUGAUAAAAUCUUACUGUACCUUAACAGUGAAAGUAGUGCAUCAAUUGUUCUAUUACUGAUGAGCUUCGGAAGGCAAGGGUUUAGUAAAAUCAGGCGUGUAUGUGUAAUCUUUAUUGCAUUUUAUACUUUUUUUCCCAGUCUUGAUAUGUAAAUGGUUCUGCAAACUACUUAGACCUAAUCUUAUUAACUGUUUGACUCACUGGGGUAAGGGGCAUGUGUGAAUUCUCAAGAAAAGAAGGUUAUCUUAAGAUAACUUACUCCCAUGAAGUCUGAAAUAACAAAAUAUCGUUUACCUACUCUUACCUUUGUGAUAAACACACAUGUGAAGAAAUUGUUUUACUGUCCGCAGUAUAUGAUUGUCAGCAUAUGGUGUGUUUUGAUCUAUUGUACAUGUGAGAGGAAAUGAAUUCCCUCUAGUUGAGCGUUUGUUUAGUGAUGGUCAGAGCUAUGUGUAUGCAGAGAAUAAAACUUUGGUUUCUAUAUUGAACUACUGUAUGCAAUGUUUGAGAAUGUAAAUCUGGCGAUUGUAACGCUUUGGUGUGCUAUCCCUUUCUAGAGUACAAUUGUGUGUUCAAUAUACUGUUUAUAUAUUGUUUUCAACAUGCAGUUUACCACCUUGGAUAUGAUUUCCAGAAGUUGAUUCCUUUAGAAAUUGUGUAAAAUAUAUUGAUUGAAAGGAAUUGGGGAAAUAUAUGGAACCUGGCAAGAAUUUAGUUGUCAUUGUAUGAUUCCAUGUUGAAAUUGAGCAACUAAUAUGAUUCAAUAAACCAAUUUGAAGUAUA